UAUUUCAGCAUCUUGAAGACUGGAGUGGAGACAGCAAGUCUGUGUACAGAAGGUGCUGCUUUUAUCAUGCUUGUAUUUUAUUCAUUAUUCUGCUUAAAUAAACCAUUCAUGCCGCUCUCAUUGUUUUCAGUGGAGUCGUGUGCAGUCUGUCUGGAUGGAUGGAGGAAGGGAUACAAUGGAAGCUGUUAUUUCUUAUCCACUGAGUGGAACUCCUGGGACUUUGCUAACGAGUCCUGUUCCAAACUCGGGGCUCAUCUUGCUGUGAUUGAGAACAAGGAGGAGCUGGACACCAUACACAGAGCUAUAACUGGAUACAGUUACUGGAUUGGACUGCGUAGAAAAGAUCCUCACUGGCUUUGGGUUGAUGGCACUCAGCUUGAUGAGAAGAUUUCAGUUUCCAGACAAUACCAAGAGUAUCAUUGUGCCUCUGUGUAUGGAAGUGGUGUAUAUGCAGAGUCGUGUAACAGAGAUUAUCGCUGGAUCUGUGAGCAGGAUGCUGUGCGCUUCUGAGUGAAUCCACAGACUCUUCACUUGAGGAACAGAGAAGAUCUCAUUGCAGAGCCUGAGUGUGAAUGUUAUGAAUCCGCUGAGCAACUCGCUGCACUUCUACAGCUCCAUUGAAGAGGAAACACAGAAAAUUAGCAGCAGGGUUUAGAACAGGGUUUCCUUUUUAAAGAGCAAAUCAAGACCUAACCGCUGUGUAAAUGGUGCUAGUUUUUUAGAUUUCAGAAUAUGUACAUUUCUUCCAGUGUGGAAGCUACACUCCAUCACAAUAUGCAUUGGAAAGCUGUGUAUUUCAAAUAUAUGAUCUAUAUAAAACCAUCUACAGUAAUAAAAACUGUAAUAGAAAUACAUUUUUUUUGCGUGUGUGCUGGGCUUGUUUCCUGGUCACUAGUGCUGCUCUGUAGCCUGUUUGGAGAAUGCGAUUGGUACUGGAUAGUACUAUAGUGAGUCUGAACCUGGAAUCAAGAUACAAACUACAGGACUGUCCGCACAAUGAAGGAGACUGCUGGGAAUACAGCUGUGGCUGCAGGUUUAAUGACAGUAUGUCAAGCAGUCUGUUACCAGCCUUCCAAAUCCUGGAAAACAAGAGCAUUGAAUGAAUAAGGAAUGGCAUCUUGAAGCAUUCCACAAACACCCUGUUGUGUUUUGAGCCAAGCUGGUUACUUACUGUUACUGUCUCUGGUGCUGGACUUCUCCUCACAAUGUCUUUAUCAAUAGAAUCCCCAGUGCUUUGAGAUCUCUUCUUCUUCUUGCACUUUACCCUGGGUCAUUCAUCAAGUACUGUAGGGUGUGAAGCCCAGCCGAUUGCCCUGGAUUUACUGGUAGAAAUGAUCAGCCACUGAAGUCCUGGGAAACAAGUCCAGUGAAUGAGUGGAGCUCUGGAGGAGAGCAUGUUCCAAUUAGCAAUGCCCUGUACAGUCUGCACCACUAUUGUAACACUCACAACCUCCUCUUUAUCUCACUGAUCUACAGAACUAUUUAUAGAGAGGGACAGCAGUAGUUCUGAGCCACACAGAGUUAAAUGUGAAAAGACAUUUCCUGUAGCCUCUGUCCAGUCCUGUAGAGUCCUCACUAUAGUAGUCAGGACUUCCUGUCUAGCUUACUGCUCUACUGCACAAGCUAUGGAGACAGACAGUAUUUACACUGGGCUGCAGAAACCUUCUGAGGAUGUCUACUCAACAGUAAACCAGCCCCAGGGCAAGAGAGCAGGAGAACAACAUGGGGCAAACAUGACUGUGAAGAAAGCCAGUUCCUGGAAAUGGGCUGCUGUGGGUCUUGCUGUGCUGUGUAUCCUCUCAGUGUCCGUUCCCCUGGGUGUGAUCUUUCACAGGAAUGCAGAGUAUGCCAGCCUCUUUCAAAAGUAUUCUGACCUGCAGAAUCACCUGAAGAACUCUACAGACAUGACAGAAAACUGCUCAGCUGUGUGGAAGUGGAUCCUCGGUGCUGCAGUUGAUGUGACUCUGGACCCUGAUACAGCGCACCCCCGGCUCACCCUGUCUGCGGAGGGGAAACGAGUGAGACUGGGAGUGCAGGACUGGGAGAGAGAUUCGAUUGGUGGCCCUGUGUGCUGGGCAGGGAGGGCUUCACCUCGGGGAGACGCUACUGGCAGGUGCAGUCUGAAGCCCCAGAAGCUGGGGGUGUAUCUGGAUUAUGAGGAAGGGCAGCUCUCCUUUUACAAUGUGGAGAGCAGAUCUCACAUCUACACUUUCACUGACAUGGAGUUCAAUCCCAAUGAGAAACUCUAUCCAUUCUUCUAUACUGGGGACAGUGAUACAGCCCUUGUGCUGGAGUCCCCUGACCCUGACCCUGUCAGCGCUGCAGAUUAA
Polyodon spathula (Mississippi paddlefish) is the source of this 2330-nucleotide messenger RNA. Its product is annotated as E3 ubiquitin-protein ligase TRIM39-like. Gene Ontology annotation, molecular function: protein binding. The record is from RefSeq and is a predicted model, not a curated record. Lineage: Eukaryota; Metazoa; Chordata; Actinopteri; Acipenseriformes; Polyodontidae. The coding region runs from base 1626 to 2330 and encodes 234 amino acids. The transcript has 8 exons.